Molecule: messenger RNA, 2298 nt
Organism: Cyphellophora attinorum
Lineage: Eukaryota; Fungi; Ascomycota; Eurotiomycetes; Chaetothyriales; Cyphellophoraceae
Product: Iron-sulfur protein IND1
Exons: 3
Coding region: 1-2298 (765 amino acids)
Biological process (GO): iron-sulfur cluster assembly; mitochondrial respiratory chain complex I assembly
Cellular component (GO): mitochondrion
Molecular function (GO): ATP-dependent FeS chaperone activity; 4 iron, 4 sulfur cluster binding; ATP binding
Source: RefSeq, a predicted model, not a curated record
AUGUAUAGAAACACAGCGACCGUCGCGAGCGGUAACAUAGUCCCUGCAGCAUCGCUGAAACCACCGAGCGAGAAUGAGACCAGCAUCGCAGACAUGUUGGCGCGUAAGCGCCAGCAGAUAGACCUCGAAAUCGACGAGUUCCGUUGCCUGAAAGAACGCGAAUUCCAAGAUUUCGAAAGAAAUCUACGGAAACAGAGACGAGGAAGGCGGCGUGGAUCAGGUUCCAAGGAUGCACAGAAGGACUUACGGCCGGGCGCACUCGGGUUGCUCAACUUGCCGGUAAAGCAGCAGCAAACGAACGGUGUCUCCCGCCAGCAGACAGACAAGGAUGUCGUGCCACGGGCAGUCAGCAAGCCAACGACUGGAGUACAGAAGGACACAAUCACCGCAGAGCUACCACCAACACCACUGAAAUCGAAAUUCGAUCUGCCCAAGCCUCCCAGAUCACCCCAACCAGCGUCCCUGUCACCUGUGCGUAAUGGAGAUAAGAAAGGAGAGGCACCGUCGUCAGCUAGGAGGCCACCUCUAUCGCCUCUGAGCCCACCGAACGAGAAGACUGCAGACGGUUUUGCGGGUGUCUUCACCCCUGCCUACCUACCAUUACUAGACUCGAGGCCAUCAGCCGCCCCAGUGUCACCUAAGUCAGGAUCGCCGCCCAGCCACGGCUCACUCUCUCUAUCCCUACCCGACUCAGCAUCACAUAACUCAGCCACGCCUAUGCAACGUUCGAAUCGCUCUCACACGGAGCCUAUAAUACCUUCCACCUCUUUACCGUCAGCACUACGAACAGCAUCAGGCACAGCCGUUCGUAAACGCAAACACGUCACUUUCCAACUCGCUGACUCCGCCAUCGUCGAACCCAGCAGCAGCUACGAGGAGAUGCCGAGCCCUAGUCCGAAAGACGAGCGGGGCAUGAACGGCUCUCUCGACGAGGCGUCUCCCAGCGACGAGGACAUUCCCGCACCCAGACACGGACUAGCUUGGCACAGUCGCAACAGCCCGGCUGAUCUGACGACCGCGAUUGAGGGCGGUGGGGCGGGCGGCUUUUUCGAGCUGGAUGAGGAGCUUAGUUCGCCUGGGUUGGAUGCGGGCAAACCAUUCAUCCAAGACUUUGACGAUGAUACCAGCAGUCCUGUUGGAACGAGACGAGGUGAGAAGAAUGGCAAAUGGACUGCUAGUGAUGGAGAUGAGAGUCUGCAGAAGUAUGAGUACAGCGGCAGUGUGCCGAUCGAUAUCCAGCAGUACCACCACCUAGGCUCCACCCGUGGCAUGCGCACAGCACGCUUUCUAAGCAGCUGCGCCCGCCUCAACAGCCAUGAAAACCCACUGAACCUCCCGCGCUCCUCCUCCUCCUCCGCACCACCACCACCACGCUCCCGUCUUCCUCCACGGGGUACUCUCCCGCCCAGACGUCCGAUCCAGAAUGUAAGAAAGGUCAUCGCAGUCUCCUCCGCCAAAGGCGGCGUCGGUAAAUCCACCCUGGCCGUGAACCUAGCACUCGCCUUCUCCCGCGCCCAACUGCGCACGGGCAUCCUCGACACCGAUAUCUUCGGUCCGAGCAUACCCACACUGCUGGGCCUGGACGGGAAAGAUGUGGGACUGCCGGAUGUGACAAGGGAGGGGAAAUUGGUGCCGUUACGCUCUUGGGGAUUGGGCAGUAUGAGUAUGGGUUAUCUAUUGGGCAAAAAGAGCAACGAGGACAGUACUAAAGAGGAGGGUGACGGGGACGGACCACUAGCAUGGCGCGGCCUGAUGGUUCAAAAAGCGCUGCAGCAGUUGCUGCAUGAGGUGCAGUGGGCUGGUGGGAUUGGGUCGGCUGUGCCUGAGCUGGAUGUUUUGGUGUUGGAUCUGCCGCCGGGCACGGGCGAUGUCCAAUUGACAAUCGCGCAACAGGUUGUGCUGGACGGGGUGGUUAUUGUGAGCACUCCGCAGGAUGUUGCGUUGAAAGAUGCUGUCCGCGGCGUGGGAUUGUUUCAGAAGAUGAAUAUCCCGGUGCUCGGGUUGGUGCGAAAUAUGGACUUAUUCGUGUGUCCCAAAUGCGGAGAGGAGACGAAGAUAUUCGCGCACCAGAGCCACGACGGGAUGCAAGGUGCUCUACAAGACAGGAUGCGGCAAAUGGGCGUGGAAGCGCUGGGCCACAUACCGCUGGAUCCGCAGAUAUGCUAUGAUGCGGAUCAGGGAAAGCCGACUAUUGUGGCGGAGGAGGGGCGGGGAAAGAGGGUGAAUUCGCGGUUCUAUGAGGAAAUUGCACGGCAGGUGGCUUGCAAGGUUGGAUUGGAGUGGAAGGGAAAGGGAUAA